AUGCCUCCGCUGGAAUUUGAGAUUCUCAACGAGUGCCACAACUGGGUGAAUGAAAACGAAGACAUCCACGUUGAUCUCAUUGUUUAUCUCCGGGCAAGCCCUGAAGUCUGUUCUAAAAGAAUCCAGAAACGAAACAGAUCAGAAGAAGCUGGUGUUCCCAUGGAAUACUUGGAGAGUCUCCACCGACUGCACGAUGAGUGGUUACUGCACGGCAAGAGGGGGAAGCUUCCAGCUCCUGUUCUGGUUAUAGAUGCUGACAAGGAUCACUCAGAGCUGCAGACAAAGCUAGAGAGUCUGAGGCAGGACAUUCUCGGCGGGCUGGCGGAAACACUUUCAUUUUCUGAUGACAGCGACAGUAGCUGA
Molecule: messenger RNA, 363 nt
Organism: Aplysia californica (California sea hare)
Lineage: Eukaryota; Metazoa; Mollusca; Gastropoda; Aplysiida; Aplysiidae
Product: thymidine kinase 2, mitochondrial-like
Exons: 4
Coding region: 1-363 (120 amino acids)
Cellular component (GO): cytoplasm; mitochondrion
Molecular function (GO): deoxynucleoside kinase activity
Source: RefSeq, a predicted model, not a curated record